AUGCUAGCUGACCGCUCACUCUUCCACGUCAGGUUACUCAAUAAAUUCCCCUACGGUGAGUUCAGCACCGAAGUUGCACCUCGUAGUACUGCCGAACGAUUGGCCAAUAUUUUUACACGUACUAGAUUGCGGCAAGCAAAACUACCACCGUUAGGGCAAAAGCCCAAGGAUUCCUGCAAUAAGUGUGCAAAGCGAGUGACGCUGCCAAAAAUUAGUGCUGUAAGUAAAGUAGCACAACAACCGCGGAAAAAAACACCUGCUCGCACGCCGACGGCGGUGAGUGUUCAAUACGUGAGUUUCGGUCCAGAGGUCCAAGGCGAGGUGAACGGCGUCGCAUGA
Molecule: messenger RNA, 339 nt
Organism: Ostertagia ostertagi
Lineage: Eukaryota; Metazoa; Nematoda; Chromadorea; Rhabditida; Trichostrongylidae
Source: the annotation of a GenBank genome assembly